CAAAGCCAACCCUUUAUAUUUUUUUUAUAAAGGAUUGGCUUUAUAACAAAAUAAUGUACAGAGUCAAGGUUAAUUAUGAAAGCUUAUUCGUUCAAGGUGAACGUUACGUCGCUAUUAGUUGUGGUCGUGAAAAAAAAGAUAGCUUUAUUUUGAAACGUAUUUAUUUAGCGGAUUCGCUUUUUUCUUCUACUAGUUUUGCUGAUGACGUUAAACUACAACCUCAGUUGUGAGGACCGACGACGAUAAAUUAAAACCACAGGCUACGAAACAAGGCAGGUGGAUUAGUCAGUCUGCUCAGCGCUACUGUUUAUUUGACUGUAACGUCCAGGGACGCGAUAUGUGACGCUCAGCGUCAUCAAAAGCGAUUAAAGCUAUUGCAGACCUGUCAAUAGCGCAGUCUGAACGGCAAACGGACACACGGCUCUGUGAUGUUUUCACCUUUGUCAGUGUUGUGAAGCCUGCAGACCUGAACGCAAGCAGCACUGAGGCUAUCACUAGUGUGCGAAAGCUUUACGCUCCAGCUCUCCACGCAGGCGUCAUGUCUUCCAGAGACCGUCGAUCAGACGUCUACAUAAAGGCGGAACCCAGUAGUCCAGAGGGAGGCGGGGGAGGCCGUAUCAGCCCUGGUGGAGCCUCCUCGGACUCUUCGCAAAGUGGAAUUAGGGGCGACAGCACCAAACGUUACUCUCCGCCGCUGUACACACAAGGACUGCGUUGCAACUUUAAAGACGAAGGAGGGGACGGCGCCGACGAGGGAUCAACGGGCAACGGAGCAGGACGAUGCAAGUACGCCCUGAGCACGCUACCGAAGAGGCUUUGUUUAGUGUGUGGAGACGUUGCUUCAGGUUACCACUACGGAGUCGCAUCAUGUGAGGCCUGCAAGGCGUUCUUUAAAAGGACCAUCCAAGGCAACAUCGAAUACAGCUGUCCAGCCUCGAAUGAGUGUGAGAUCACCAAAAGACGCAGAAAGGCCUGCCAAGCAUGUCGCUUUACCAAGUGCCUCAAAGUAGGCAUGUUAAAGGAGGGAGUGCGUCUCGACAGGGUCCGGGGAGGAAGACAAAAGUAUAAAAGACGGCCAGAAGUGGAGAAUGCAACAUACCAGAGUGCACCUCUGCCGCUAACAAAGGAGAGUGAAAAAGGUUCGUCCAACAUCAUCGUAUCCCACCUCCUAGUGGCAGAGCCGGAGAAGUUGUUUGCAAUGCCAGACCCCCUGCAGCCUGACACAGCCCAGCGGACGCUCACCACCCUCUGUGACCUCGCCGACCGUGAGCUGGUGGUAAUCAUCGGUUGGGCCAAACACAUUCCAGGCUUUCUGUCAUUGUCUCUAGCUGACCAGAUGUCAGUGCUGCAGUCAGUGUGGCUGGAGGUGCUGGUGCUGGGCGUCGCAUACCGCUCGCUUGGUUGCGAGGAUGAGGUUGUGUUCGCAGAGGAUUUUGUCCUGGACGAGGAAAUGUCACGCCUUGCAGGACUGACAGAGCUAAACGCAGCAAUAAGUCAACUUGCCCGGCGUUUCCGGUCCCUAAAUUUAGAUCGGGAGGAAUUUGUCAUGCUUAAAGCCAUUGCACUGACUAACUCUGACUCUGUUUACAUCGAAGAUAUAGAAGCUGUGCAAAAGCUGCGGGACCUCCUUCAUCAGGCCCUGCUGGAGCUGGAGUGUCAGCGGCGGCCCGACGACCCUCAGCGAGCGGGACGUCUCCUUUUAACACUGCCCCUCCUCCGACAAACUGCUGGCCGCGCUCUUACCACGUUCUACAGCAUCAAGACCCGUGGAGGAGUACCCAUGCACAAACUAUUUCUGGAGAUGCUAGAAGCCAUGAUGGAUUCACCCUAGAGCAAAAACAGCAACAGCAGCAGCAGCAGAAAAAAAAAAAGAAUGUAAUAAAAGAUUUACAUUGACACAAACAUAGAUCAGAUCUUCUAAAGUAGAUAAGCGAUCUGGGAUGAUGAGACAUUUUUUGCAAAAGGAAAGUAAUCAGGUAGAUGUUCCUUAAUCCCAGAGGCUACCUGAAGAAAGAAAAACCUCGUCUCCGAGUGGUAUCGCUCUGCUUUGGAAGUGGGAUGUAACUGCCAAACUUCAGUUAAAGGAUUUCAAGAUACCCGAGUGAAUAAUGUAACAAAAGUCCCACAACAUUCGACCCUAUUUAAGUUGCGCCGUCUUGUCACAGCAACGAACGAGGAAGAACAACUUCGAACUGUAGGUACCCCCCCCCCCCCGAGAAAAGACUGCGACUGUGGUUCUCCGAUCUCUUUAAGAGAUGAUGCAACGUCUGCUUACAAAAGCCAUGAAAAAAAAAAACAAACAAAAAAAACAUUAAAAGAGUACAAGUUUCUAGGGUCCAGGAUGGCGUACGACUGGUAUGCACAUAGAAAUGCCCACAUUCACUAUAUUUGAGUGUGCCAUUGUAGGCAAAGUCAUAGGAACUACUUGCAAUAUGUUAAAAGCAAUAUACUGACCCGGUUGUUGUUUGUCACUGAGUAAAAAUGUGGAUUAAAAAAAAAAACACACACACACACAAACAAAAAGAUGAGACGUUUAAAAGUUGUUGUCGGUUUGUUUUGAGUAUGUCAGUAGUUCUCCACAUUCAGGACCCUAGCUGCUAGCUUCAACUGGAGCCUGGUUUGGCUCAGGGACUCCAGGUCAUGGAACCUGGUUAUAGAGAACGGAGGCGGGGGGGGGGGGGGGGGGGGUGAGAUGCUAGUGUACAUACUGUAGUAGGAGCAGGGAUCUCUAUGAAAGACUGUGCAAUCCGAGUCGUAGUCCGGGAGAGUCACGUAUGAAAAUUGUGCUAAUCACACGCUUCUCCUAGGAAGGACGUAUAUAUUCAGUGUUGUAUGUAACAAAAAAACAAAAAAAAAAAAACCCAAACAAACCCCCUGUGGUACACAAUGAGCUGGCUUACAUGUGAGCAAACGUGUGUGUCUGUAUGUACGUGUGCAUUGAACCAAUGAGCUAUAAUGAAAUCAGGGAGGACCGCAGCUCUGAUAAUGAAGCCAGUGUGGCAACAUUAAUGAUUAAAAAAAAAAAAAGAAAGAAAACAAAGAAAGAAGUAACGCUUAAGCUUAUUUUUGACUAUUCGCAGCAUUUAGCCACUACUUUCAGCUCUGCUCUUUAAUAAUAAGUGUGACGGAAUUCAUUUGAACUGUAAUGUGGAACAUGAAGUAAGUACGAUUUAUAGAUUUCUACUACCGCUGCAUAUUUUUUUUUUCAAAGCGAAAAAAAA
This is a messenger RNA of Cynoglossus semilaevis (tongue sole), 3221 nucleotides long. It is a transcript of the gene esrra, whose product is annotated as estrogen-related receptor alpha. The coding region runs from base 539 to 1831 and encodes 430 amino acids. NCBI's taxonomy places the organism in Eukaryota, Metazoa, Chordata, Actinopteri, Pleuronectiformes, Cynoglossidae. The transcript is spliced from 8 exons. Gene Ontology annotation, molecular function: nuclear steroid receptor activity; steroid binding; zinc ion binding. The record is from RefSeq and is a predicted model, not a curated record. Gene Ontology annotation, cellular component: nucleus. Gene Ontology annotation, biological process: regulation of DNA-templated transcription.